Molecule: messenger RNA, 1007 nt
Organism: Zophobas morio
Lineage: Eukaryota; Metazoa; Arthropoda; Insecta; Coleoptera; Tenebrionidae
Product: pre-mRNA-splicing factor ISY1 homolog
Exons: 6
Coding region: 164-979 (271 amino acids)
Biological process (GO): generation of catalytic spliceosome for second transesterification step; mRNA 3'-splice site recognition
Cellular component (GO): post-spliceosomal complex; Prp19 complex; catalytic step 2 spliceosome
Source: RefSeq, a predicted model, not a curated record
CUGUCAUUUCGUAGUAUCGCCGAGUAUAACCUCACAAAUACGUUGUGUAUUCAAAUUUGAUUUUCCUUUUUAAGCAUUGCAGCAUUUGUAAAUUAACGAUUAAAAACAAGUUCAGUUCAUUCCAUAACAGUUAUUUUUGAUUAAAUAGAAAAAAUUAACAAAAAUGGCACGAAACGCAGAGAAAGCGAUGACAACCCUGGCCCGCUGGCGCGCCGCCCAGCUCGGCGAGAACGACAAGCACAAGCGUCGGCGGCCGCCCGUGGCUUCCGAGUGCAAGAGCCUCUACGCUUGCGAGAAAUGGCGCACCCAGAUUAUUCGCGAGAUCGCGAAAAAGGUGGCCCAGAUCCAGAACGCCGGUCUCGGCGAGUUCCGGAUCCGCGACCUCAACGACGAAAUCAACAAGCUGCUGCGCGAGAAGCGCCACUGGGAGGAUCAGAUCAAGGAGCUGGGGGGGCCGGACUACCAGAGGACGGGCCCGCGCAUGCUGGACCACGAAGGAAAGGAGGUGCCGGGAAACAGAGGCUACAAGUAUUUCGGGGCGGCGAAAGAACUGCCAGGAGUCCGGGAGUUGUUUGAGCAAGAGCCACCGCCUCCUCCCAGGAAAACGCGGGCGGAGAUGAUGAAGGAUAUCGAUGCGGACUACUACGGGUAUAUGGACGACGAUGACGGUAUACUCAUACCUUUGGAGAUGGUAGCUGAAAAAGCGUCCAUACAAAAGGCGAUCGUCGAUUGGAAGGAAAAAAAAGAACGUCAGCUGACACACGACGAGGAUGAGGAAAUGCCCGAAGAAGAACACAUAUAUGCCGUAGAAGACUCGGACGACGAUGACGUCGAAAAGAAAAAAUCUGAAGGGGAGCAGAAGUUUAUAGCCCACGUACCUGUACCGAGUCAACAAGAAGUGGAACAAGCGUUAUUAAGGCGGCGGAAGCAAGAACUGUUGGAGAAAUACGGUGUGCAAGAACAGAACCAAUCGCUGUAGUAAACACGAAUAAAUACUUACUUUUUUA